Molecule: messenger RNA, 3881 nt
Organism: Fonticula alba
Lineage: Eukaryota; Rotosphaerida; Fonticulaceae
Exons: 12
Coding region: 208-3771 (1187 amino acids)
Cellular component (GO): cytoplasm
Source: RefSeq, a predicted model, not a curated record
CGGGGCUCCGCUCGCACACCCGCACACCCACGCCCGCGUCCUCUUUCCCUGCCAUCCCUCCCUUCCCCUGUCCCUUGUGUCCCCCUUUGCCCUCCGCGCGAGCGCCGCGCAAGGACACCCGGCGCCGUGGCUCUCGGUUGUUCCAUUCAGCCUCCCUUCCCCUCCCUUUCCCGCCCGCCUGCCCUUCACAACGGCGCCAGCAUAUCCAUGUCUCAUCCCAUUUUACCCGGCAUCCCGGCCAGCGGGCACAUCACCCCGUCGAUGCAGCAACAGGCCCAGGGCCCGGGCCAGGCGCCGCCGCCCAUCCCGACGCACAGCACAGGCGCCAUCCCGGUGGACCGCGCCACAAAGUCCUUCAUCCUGAAUCUGCGCGUUUUCGACGAGAUGGACCCCCGAGAGCGGGACUUGCUCAAAGCGCGCAAUGCCAACGCUCAUCUGAUGAACUCGCUGAACAACAUCUCGGAUCCGGAUGCCAUCAGAGCGCUGGGCGCCAGCAACAUUCGUGAGAGUGACCUCGCCAUUGCGUAUGACGUCCUGGUUGGCGAGCCGACCGCGCACCGCUUCCUGCAUCUUUUGCGUUUCGUGAAGCCCACCUACCGGCCAGGCUCCAAGACCCCGGCUCUGAUUGAGACCCUCACGCACUUCACACAGCUGUACGACAAGCUGCAGCCACAUGCGCGGGAGUCGCUGCUGAAAAUCUUCCAAACUCUCAUCGAGAACAACACCGCCUCGGUCGAUUCGCUCUGCUUCGAGAUGGUCAAGCAGAUUCGAAGCGGCGACGCCACGCCCGCCAAUCAGGCUCUCGCAGAGGGGGUCCUCCGAGUUUUGUUGGCCAACAAGGACUGGCUGUAUGGCUUCCCGAUGAUCAUCAACACCUGCUUCUACUGCUUUGCCACGGUGGUCAAUGACCACUGGGAGAAUGCCGGCCUACGGCAGCUGGAACUCCAGUUCUUGGACCAACUGCUGCGCGAUCGUUCGGCCGACUUGGUGCAAAUUGGCCGGGAAUUUGUCCGCCUGCUGUACAACCUGGCCGCCCGGCAUCAGGAACUGCGCCCCUUCUGGAUCAAGCUCGUGGAAAAUCCGCAGGGCUUCUCGGCCACGGGAAAAGACCUUCGCCAGCUCCUGCUCCAGCCGACGCCGCGGCUAUUCUACACAAGUCGGCUCACUCAGAAGAUGGCCGAAUUACUUUACUUCAUCCUGGAGAAUGUUCCCCGGCCGUUGACCACCCCCUCCGGGGUUACUUUGCCGCCGGGAUUGAUGCCGGAGUCGGCGCAUCUGGAGUGGUUUGCUCAGGAGUACCUGUCCCAGCCCCAGCAGGCCACCUUGGCCGCGGAUCUUGUGCGGUUCCUCUGCUGUGUCUAUCACCCCAGCAACCAAGUGAUUGCCAGUGGCAAUAUCCAACGGUGGAAUGUGCUGGGCUGGCUGUUGGGCCGGCAGAAUCGCAACACACAUGCCUUCCAGACCGUGGUACUGGCCUGCCUAUUUGACUGGCUGGUGUUCCAGCCACAAGAUAAUGUCAUGCUUGUAGAGCCGGCCAUGCUGUUGAUGCUGAACCAGCUGAAGGAUCCAGGCGCACACUCCUUCAGUGCCCCGCUGCUGGACUUCUUGGCAGCCGGCGCCGGCGCCGGUGGUCCCAGCGCCGGCGGCUUGGAUGGCGGCUUUCUCCCCUCCUUCCGUGUUCUCUUCCUGGCAGGCAUCAACAAUGCUCUGUGCGCUCUGCGCGAUAAGCAUGUCAUCCGCCGCCCACUGGCCUACCUCCUCGGCCAUCCAAACCUGCCGGUAGAGACCGUGGGUCGCUUGAAGGUCCGCUUCCCGGACUUUUUCCGCGACCCCGACCCAGUGCGGCCGGUCAAGCUGGCCGACGUGGUGGAUCUCGGCCAGAGCACCUUCACCGAGGGGCUGGUUGCUCCGGGCCAUCGUGGUGGCGCUGGACUUGGGCCGUCGCCCGGCGGGACCACACCCGGGACCUCGGCCGCCGAGGCGCAUCCCGGGGCUGCGAUGUCGACGCCCACCUCGGCGGCCGCGCCAUCCUCUCUACCGGGCUCUGCCCCGGACACCUCGGCCUCCAUCGCGGAGCAACUCAUGGCGCAGCUCACGCGCAUGGAUCAGGCCGAAGGGUCCCCGACAACGGGGGAUGUUCAUCAGAUCUUGGACAAGUUGGUACAGCUGGCCGAGAAGGACCCUCUGCAGCUGGAUGACGCGCCAGUUCAGGCAGCUGGCUCGUUGCUGUUGCGCAUUCUGGCCUCCUCUGAGCCGAGUCUGCCAACCUACGCCCAGGCGUCGUCCCAUGGGGAUGGCAGUGCUCUUGGACGGCUCUUCAGCCCGGUUCCGAAUGCGGCCAUUUCGGCCAUCAUCGGCUUUCUCUUCCACCACCUGACCAUUACGCCUGGGCUUGGCUCCGGGUCGACGGCCAUGGCGGCCGCGGCAUCGGCCAACCGCAUGGCCGGCACCCUGGUCCGGGCCAUCCUGUCCCAGGGCCCGGGCCCGGGUGCCAUCGAUCCCCUGGAGGCCAUCCGUCGGCCAAUUGCGGUGGCUGUCAUCCUCCAGCGGGCGCUGACCGUGGCACGCAAUGAGCGCCCCCCCUCCGUGGUCAGCAGCUCCAAGCGCCCUGCGGCCGAGGCUCUUGCCCGCCUUUCCAAAGAUGCCUGGCCAUUGCAAGACCGCCUGCGGGAGCUCUUUGCCGGCCUGACCAGUGACCCGGGGUCGCUGCUGGCCGAUGCCAUGAUCUACCUGUCUGGCGGGUCGUUCAGCUUGGAGCCGGGCCGAGCCCUGGACUUCGCUUGGAAGGCCCUUUCCGUGGCGCCGGAGCCCCUGCCGCCGAGUGUCACCGGGCUGGGGCUUUCCUGUCCGCCGGGGUCUGGCUUUCGAGUUAGCCAGCCACUUGGCCAGCUGCUGACCCGCGAUCCGGGCAUGUUGCUGACACUACUGCAGCAGGUGUCAGCCGAUCGGGUCCCACAGAUGCUGGCCGAUCUUCAAGGGGGGUCACAUGCACUGUUCGACCUGUGUCUGCCUCCUCUUCACAUUCUCCAGUCGGCUGCCGGGUGGCCGGCUUCCGAGCGCGAUCUCCUUGUGCGCAUGAUCGGUGCCGGGCUGACAGCCACCGGCAGCCUGGACAUUGUGAUGCUGCUGCACCUGUCCGGCUCCGGGGAGGUGGCCACGGCAUCGGUCUUCUCGGAUUGGCUGUUGCAGCUGGCGAUUUUGCCGGCCGUGGGCGUCAGCCAUAUGCCAGCCACUGGAUCCCGUGCCGGCAUGGCCAUCAUGCAAACAGCCGGCGAGCUCGCCCGGCUGAGCCCGUUGGCUGGCUGGCUCGGGUCGCCAGCUCCGGGCGAGGCUCCCGGAGGGGUCACCGUCUUGGCACACCUACUGCAGGCGCACUUGCGUGCGCUUUUCGCCGUGUGCCGUCGCCUGGAGGCUGGCAAGGCGGCCGCCGGGCAAUUGCCCGCCCUGCUGCUGCCACUCCCCCAAAUGUGCCUCGCUCUGCUGGACCGGGCCGAAGUGGCGGAUGUCGCCCGCGAGCACCUGGCCACCGGCUUGCACAUCUGGCUGAGGGAGCUGGCCUGCCCCGACAAUGAGUGGGCCAUCUCGGAACUGGGCACCUGGGCCGACCAAUUGGCCGGGCCCAGCCUCGGAAAUGCCCUGGAGGCGGUGGCCAAUGGGCAGCCGGCCCCGAGCGCGUCCUUUGCCUCGCUGGUUGCCCGGCAUCGAGCCACAGCCGGGACACCCACCCCCAUCCCGGAGGCGGCCAACGAUGACACCGUCAUCCUUCUUUGAGUGUGGACAGAGUACCGGGCGAGGCGUGGGCAGGUAGACCCUUGGUUGCCUGUGCCCCCGGCGCAGGAGCGUGCGCUCCGGGGGAAAAAAAAAUAGACACACUUAGCCUC